UGAGGAGGAGGAGGAACAGGAAGAAGAGGAGGAAGGAGCAUCAGCAGCAGGACACACAGACACACAGACGGACCGUCGGAGGAUCACGGAGCCUCCGCCGCCGCCUCUGAGCUGCUGCAGCCGGACACAGAAGCAGCAGACCCGGCCGCAGACACGGAGCCAUGGCCGCUGAAGACAACCCAUCCACGGCCUGCACCGGCUCCAGCCUGCUGCAGCCGGUCAGCGAGAUCACCAACCUGCCGCUGGACCAGGUGAACUUUGUGGUGUGUCAGCUCUGUGCUUUGCUGUCGGCCUUCUGGUUUCGUCUCUUCCUUCAUCCCAGUAAAACCAGUCCCUUCAUCAGACACGUGGUGGCCACUUUACUGGGACUCUACUUCGCUCUCUUCUGCUUUGGCUGGUGAGACAGAAAAAUAAAUAUUUGAUUUAAAGAUACAGACACAAUCAGACAGUUAUUGUUACAUGAACAGUUUUAGAGGUAUUAUUUCAUGAGGUAGAGUACAGGGCAGUGGUGGAGAAAGUAUUCAGAUACUUUACUUUAGUAAUAGUACUACUGCCACGCUUUAAAAAUACUCUGUGCUUCAGUAAAAGUACUGCUUUGAAAAUGUUACUUUAAGUAAAAGUAUAUCAGGAACAUUUGGUUAAAGGUGGAAUGUAACUACGAACAUUUACUCAAGUACUAUAUUUAAGUACAAUUCAAGGUACUUGUAAUUCUUGUAUAUCCAUUAUCUGCUACUUUAUACUUCUACUACU
Molecule: messenger RNA, 750 nt
Organism: Anarrhichthys ocellatus (wolf-eel)
Lineage: Eukaryota; Metazoa; Chordata; Actinopteri; Perciformes; Anarhichadidae
Product: membrane-bound O-acyltransferase domain-containing protein 2-like
Exons: 2
Coding region: 162-401 (79 amino acids)
Biological process (GO): lipid modification
Cellular component (GO): membrane
Molecular function (GO): acyltransferase activity
Source: RefSeq, a predicted model, not a curated record